Messenger RNA from Haliotis rubra (blacklip abalone), 4526 nucleotides. RefSeq lists its product as uncharacterized. The record is from RefSeq and is a predicted model, not a curated record. NCBI's taxonomy places the organism in Eukaryota, Metazoa, Mollusca, Gastropoda, Lepetellida, Haliotidae. The coding region runs from base 452 to 4063 and encodes 1203 amino acids. The transcript is spliced from 5 exons. Gene Ontology annotation, molecular function: protein binding.
UCCAACCAGUUUCCUGGGGUUUUCCAAUGUUGACCGAGACAUGACCAGAACAACGAAACAGUAGGUAAAACAAAGGCCUUUUGUUGCAAUACAGAAAACCACUAAAAGGAAUAUCAAGGUUUGGAUACCAAGAUGGGCUUGACAGACUGUAUUAUCACGGGAACCAAACGCUUCAACCACUGGGCCACCCCACUGCAUAAACAAUCGGUCAGAGGAUGGAACCUGCUGAUGACGUUGGACCCACUCCUGCUUGAACACAAGCACCUGUCACAAACCAGAAGAGGUCAUGGACGGCUGUUGUGACACGCAAACAUGACAGUGAUAGAAAUGACCCAAAAUUCACAUCACAGGUUUCAAAUAGCAUGAUCUGGCAUUACAACUGGAGGCCAUUUGCACAAUUACGGACCAAAAACAUUCUGACGAAAAUUUCUGAGAUUGCAUAUUAGAGAAUAUGUCUCUCAAAGAAGAACCAAUGGCGCAUCACGAUGUAGAGGGAAUAAGGGGUAGACAGUCACUCCCCCCUGGCUGUAACACCUGGUGUCCAGACAGCUAUGCAUCAUGUGUCGGCGCUGAUGCCGGUCGGAGUCAACCGGAGGACAUGGAUGUUUCGGUCAACACGUUUAUGUCGCUUGAUGGUACACACACAGUCAACAACAUCAGAGGGUGUGAAGACAUCGUGGUGAUAAACAGCAUCAAGGCGAGGGAUGUCGCCAUCAGAAGCAAGACUUCCGUCAUCAACACUAUCGAACAUCAAGGAACUGAGCAGUCCAGUCCAUCUCCAUUUGAAAACCUUGUCAGUUCAACGUUGGGACUCAUUCAUGAAGCUGAAGCGAAGCCGUAUGUUUCAACUCGUUCUGCUCGAACAGCGUUCCGUCUUCUUCAUCAGUACGGUUCAAUAUUCAUCAAAGGGAAAUCUGGCUCCGGGAAAACCAGGCUUGCCUUACGUCUGCUGUCGCACAUUUCAAGGAAAACAGGCAGAAAACCAGUUAAUAUAUCUGAAUGGCAACAGUGGGAUUUCAUCCCAAAGACAUUUAACAAAACAAAGUUUGUGGUGUUGAUUGAUGACAUAUAUGGUUCAAACAACUUGAAUAAUGAUCGAAUCAGAGAGUGUGAAAGAUAUUUUGAUAUCAUGUGGCCUCAGGUUGAAUCGGGAGAUAUCUUCUGCAUCCUUACAUCCAGGUCCGAGAUAGCCAUCUUGUGUAAAUACAGGAUGAAGAAAUAUGACAUCGUGAAGAAAGCUCUCUGUGUGGACAUGGAUGGCAACAAGUACCCCUUAACGAGCAAUGAAAAAAGAAACAUGUUGAAAAAAAUAUGUGGUCUUGAUAUCAGCGAAGAUGAUUUUGUUAGGAUAGAUGAGGUAGAGAUAUCACUUGGAUUUGUUCAGUGUUGUGUGUUUUUUACAGGCUGCAAGGAAGCUCAAAUGAAAGGGAUUGCAUUUUUCUUUCAACCAACCGAGUUUAUUCUUGCUGAGGUAAACAAUCUACAGGUCAAUGACAGUAUUGGUUACCUGGUCCUACUGAUAGCUUUGAUGUGUAAAGGGGAGUUAGAUGUGCGACAGAUCCAUCCAAUCAAAUGCCAGAUUGGAACGCUUAUAGCAAAUUUGAAGGAGUGUUGUCACAUGGCAGGCGAUGUGUCUCUUUCCUAUAUUAAAGACAAAGCAGACUCGUUGUGCAGCACGUACCUCCGCCGCACUGGACUUGGCUACGCGUUCCAGCAUCAGUCUGUACAUGAUGCUGUCUUUAUGACCUUCGCCAAAAGGUAUCCAGGCUUUUGUAUAGACGUGUGUUCUUCUGACAUGUUGAUAGAGCUGGUUAGAACUGACACUGAUGGCAACACUGUUAACACUGUUUGUCUUCCUGAACACUGCUUCCCCUCGCUGGCAGGUCGUAUAACCAACCUGUUGGUGUCUGGUGAUAGUCAGGUUCUCAACCAUCCCUCGUUUCACCAUGAGGACUUUGUGCAACUUCUUUUGGAAACAUGGACAGAUGAGCUCCUAAUAAAACUGUUACUCCAGGAUUUGAAACCAACAACUGUUUCCAUUCCACAUCCGAUGUUGCUAUGGAACAAAAUUCAUAUGUUUACAUACAGUAAAUUGUCAACCGCCUUCAUCCUAAAUAAACACAAACAUGCAGUCAAACAGCUGCUGUCAAGAAUGGGAGACAGGUCUAAGUUUACAUCCACUGAUUUGGCCUGUGCGAUUUAUGUUCAGGAUGACGACAUCAUCAGUGAGUUGAUUCAGAUGGGGGUGACACCUGAUGUGGACUGUUUCAGGGCUCUGUGUCAUUCAAAAUGUGACAAUAACAUAGCGUAUGAUAUUUACCAGCACCUUGAGAGCCAGAUCGAAAGUGUGAUUGAUCUGGAGGACUUGUUCAGUCUUGCUGUUAUGAAUGGAAAUACCUAUCUGGUACAACUGUUGGUCCGAAAGCUGAAACAAAGCGGACAACAUAUGGACAUGUUCCAGAACCAGUUGGUGAUGUUACUGGAUGCGAGUGGACGCACAAGCUUGAAAGGAAAGCACACUUUGAAUGCAGGUAGUGGGGAAAAGUGCUACUUUGAUAUCAUUGUUGCCUUGUUUACAACAGGGUGUGAUACUGACAUCAGCUACCUUGUGUGGCUGUCAGCCUGUCAUCCAGACGCGACAGCCCUGAGAUAUUUCCUCCAGAACCCGAAUAUCAACCCUCUGAAGAGGUUCAGAAGUCCCGAUCUUCUAUACAGACACACCACAUCCGUCCAACAAGCAGCAGCAUUUGGUGGUACAGAGUGCAUGCAUGAACUCAUUGAAUAUUCCACACAGAAAGGGAUAUCGAUAUAUGAAUGCUUGAAUGGAUUGGUAGACGAAGAUGACAGUCCACUUGAAUUAGCAUUGGCAUAUGGUAAUUAUGACUGUAUGACGUACCUCAUCACUCAAGGAGCUGAUGUGAGCAGACGGAAUACAUUUGGAGAAACGCUGUUACAUGCAGCUGCUAGGGAUAUGAAUUUGGAUGCUGUCAACAUCCUCUUGGACCACGGAGCUUCUGUAAAUGAAGCGGAUGGUAAAGGAUCCACACCAUUUACGUAUCUAUACCCUGAUGAUCAGUAUUACAGGAACGAGUUUUGUUCAUCGGCUACUGGAACUGUCAGAGCUCUUCUGGAAGCAGGAAGUGAUGUCAAUGAGUCUGAUAUUGAUGGAAACACUUGUAUCCUGAAAGCAGCUAGGAUUGGUGACAUCCAGACUGUCAGAUACCUGUGUGAUAAGGGUGCAGAACUGAAUCUCAAAUACAAAGAGCGAAAAACAGUGUUGCAUCAGGUAACAGAAAACUGUGAUUUAGAAACAACAAAAUACCUCAUUGCCAAAGGUGCUGAAGUAGAUGCAGUGGACGACUGGGGCAGAAAUGUUAUGCAUUAUAGUGCAUGGUCAGGGAAAGACACAGUAGAGAAACUCCAAUACUUCAGAGCUGCCCACAACGGGGCGACUAGUGGGACAGACAGGUCUGGUAGAACGGCCCUGUUCUAUGCUGUAGAGUCUGAUGAGGAAGCAGUGGAAAUGCUUGUUGAGGCAGGCUUGGAUAUUCAUGCUACAGACAUGGAGGAUGCAACCUUGCUCCAUGCAGCGUGCAGGCAACAGAAGAGACCCAGCUGUGAAUCCAUUGUGAUGUUCCUGCUUGAGAAAGGUGUUGAUCCGCAUCUGAAGGAUAAACAUGGAAGAACCCCAUUACACUAUGCUGCUAAUCAGAGACAUUGUGAGAAGCUUGUGCAGCAUCUUCUGAACUCAGGGGCGGAUCACAAUGCCGUGGACAAUGAUGGUAGCACCCCUUUACAUUAUGUGGCAAGGGCAGGGAGUGUUGGCCUGACCCUACAGCUGCUGCUGGAAAAAGGGGCUGAUCCAGGUGUGCAGGAUGAAUCAGGUUGUACUCCACUACACCUUGCAGUGAUGUCGCAGGGUGAAGAGAGUGUGAAGUUACUUCUGGAUGGUGGGGCUGAUCCAUGUAUUUCUGACAAUGAAGGGCGCACAGCAUUAAAUUAUGCCGUACUAUCUCAUCAAGAGGAUAUUGUCAAGUUACUUGUAGAAAAGGGAAACUUGUGAAGUCCUAAGACUAAAUGAGCUUCUGGGGUUUGUGUGGGAAUAAGGUGUGGAUCAGGGUGGCUGCAGUGGAAACAGCGGGGGGUGUUGGGAUGGGAAUGGUUGUUGUAAUCGGUUUUGGGGUGUGGUGGUCGUAGGAUGGGUGGGAACUACUGUUCUGUCUGGGGUUGUUUGUUUGAAAGAAAAUAUGUUCUACAGUGAGUACUUUGAAAUGAAUAAUUUCUUUGUCUGAAAAGAGGAGUCACACAUGGUUGUUUUAACCAACAAAACUCACUAACUCACAUACACUCACUCACUCAUACUCCAUAUUGUAGUUUGGUUAUUAUUACCAAUCAUUAUUUUAUUGUUUAUUUCACUGUUUUUGUAGUGAUGUAAUGUAAUUCUCGCACAAUCAGUAAUGUUCUUCAGCAUGGAAUCUUGUUCAUUCAGUAAUGUUCUUCAGUGUGGAAUCUCAUUCAUUCAGUAA